AUGGAUCACAACGACCUGGAGAUGAGCCACAAGGAUAACAAAGUCAUUGAGUCGGUGGAUCAGCAGGAAUAUAAUUCCAAACAUGCUGCAUUCUAUCCUCACAGAGCCCGUGGUACUCAAGUCUUGGAUCGAUACAUCAGUUUCAUUCCGACGAUAGCUUUCCCAGCCACGUUGCAGUCAUCAUGGGAAGCUGUUGCAGUCAGUUUCCAAGCUGGUCUGCUCAAUGGCGGGCCAACAGCGUUAGUCUGGGGGACGCUAUUGUGUAUUAUUGGAUCUCUUGCCGUGGCUCUCUCACUUGGUGAGAUGGCAUCCAUAACACCUGUCGUCGGUGCGCAAUAUCGUUGGACUGCUCUUUACUCGCCCAGAGGGCUUCUGUCUCCAGCAUUCUGGAGCUUACUCCAAGGCACUGUUCUCUCAACUUGUUGGAUCACUGUAUUUGCAUGGAUUGCGGUCUGUGCACAAGUAUGCUUCCUUGAGGGCACCAUCCUCCAAGGUCUCAUUAUCCUGAACGAUGACACAUAUGUGCCUAAGCUGUGGCAUGGCACCCUUCUAGCGUGGGCCAUCCUUGCCUUGCCCCUGCUAUGCAAUGUCUUUGCCAGAAGAGUCCUUGCACAACUAGAGGUCCUUGGAGGCGUCCUGCACAUUGUCCUCUUCAUCGUCUUCGUCGCAGUGCUAGUAUCGUUGUCGCCCCGGAGCUCUGCUGAUUUCGUGUUCACGGAUACAAUCACUAACCUCAGUGGAUACUCGAAUUCUGGAGUGUCAUGGUGUAUUGGGUUGCUAUCAGGCGCUUUCCCACUUGCGGGAUUUGAUGGCGUUCUUCAUAUGAGCGCUGAAGUCAAAAACGCACCUCUUCGCGUUCCACAAAGCAUGGUCCUUAGCGUCCUCAUAAAUGGCAUUCUCGCUUUCGGCAUCAUCAUCACCAUACUGUUUACCAUUGGCGACCCCAUUGCAGUCUCCCAAACAGCAUACGUCUAUCCAAUCAUCCAAAUGCUGUACAAUUCGACUGGCUCCAAGGGUGCGACCACAGCAAUGAUGUCAUUGCUUCUCUUCAUCGGUGUCGUAGCCGUGUUCAGCACCCUUGCCUCGGUCUCUCGCUUGACAUGGGCAUUCGCAAGGGACAAUGGCUUGCCCUUGUCGGAUUUCUUUGGCAGAGUCAACGCGACCCUUCGGAUUCCCCUCAACUCUCUCUUCCUAAUAACUAUCAUUGUCAUGCUCCUCCAGCUCAUCAACAUCGGCUCCACGACCGCCUUCUUCGCCAUCCUCUCUCUUAACACCUUGGCCUUAUACCUCAGUUACAUCAUCCCCAUCCUCUUCCUCGUAAUUCACAAGCUCAAGGGAUUUCGCAUCUCUUAUGGUCCCUUCAGGCUCCCUCGCGGCACGGGCUUGCCGAUAAACAUAUUCGCGGUCUGUUAUGCGGUUUUCAUCGUGAUAUGGCUUCCGUUCCCAUCGACGGUGCCUGUCACAGCAGAGACGAUGAAUUAUGGAGGGCCAGUCAUGGGUGCUGUGAUUCUGUUCGCGCUGGUGGAUUGGUUUCUGGGCGGAAAAAGGAGGUUUCAAGUACCACUGGAUAUUCGGCAUGAUGAGCAUACGGUUGAUGAGGGUGAGUAG
Molecule: messenger RNA, 1608 nt
Organism: Cladophialophora psammophila CBS 110553
Lineage: Eukaryota; Fungi; Ascomycota; Eurotiomycetes; Chaetothyriales; Herpotrichiellaceae
Exons: 6
Coding region: 1-1608 (535 amino acids)
Biological process (GO): transmembrane transport
Cellular component (GO): membrane
Molecular function (GO): transmembrane transporter activity
Source: RefSeq, a predicted model, not a curated record